Molecule: messenger RNA, 4574 nt
Organism: Psammomys obesus (fat sand rat)
Lineage: Eukaryota; Metazoa; Chordata; Mammalia; Rodentia; Muridae
Gene: Farp1
Product: FERM, ARH/RhoGEF and pleckstrin domain protein 1
Exons: 27
Coding region: 179-3322 (1047 amino acids)
Cellular component (GO): cytoskeleton
Molecular function (GO): guanyl-nucleotide exchange factor activity; cytoskeletal protein binding
Source: RefSeq, a predicted model, not a curated record
GGUCACUUUGCUUGGCCUGCAGACUUUUGGAGGAACACUGCACGAGGGUGGUUUAUUUUCAACUUCAAGGAAGACUAUCAGCGCUCCCCUCACACCUGUACUUCCGGAUCUGGGACAGUGCCUGGGCACGCAAACCCUUGACAAAUAUUUGUUGAAUACUGAGUAAGCUGCUUCCAUCAUGGGAGAGAUAGAGCAGAAGCCCACCCCAGCGUCACGUCUGGGGGCCCCAGAGAAUUCAGGUGUCAGCACCUUGGAACGAGGGCAGAAGCCGCCCACUCCUUCAGGAAAACUUAUGACCGUGAAAAUCCAGAUGCUGGAUGACACCCAGGAAGCCUUUGAAGUUCCGCAACGCGCUCCAGGGAAGGCACUGCUGGACGCCGUGUGCAGCCACCUCAACCUCGUGGAGGGCGACUACUUCGGCCUGGAGUUCCCGGACCACAAGAAAAUCAUGGUGUGGCUGGAUCUCCUGAAGCCCAUUGUGAAACAGAUUCGAAGGCCGAAGCAUGUCGUUGUUAAGUUUGUGGUGAAAUUCUUCCCGCCCGACCACACGCAGCUCCGAGAAGAGCUCACCAGGUACCUGUUCGCUCUGCAGGUGAAGCAGGACUUGGCUCAGGGCCGGCUGACGUGCAGCGACACCAGCGCUGCGCUCCUGAUCUCACACAUCGUACAGUCUGAGAUUGGGGACUUCGAUGACGCAUUGGACAGGGAACACCUAGCGAAAAAUAAGUAUGUGGCUCAGCAGGACACGCUGGAAGACAAGAUCAUGGAGUUCCACCACGGCCACCUUGGACAAACCCCGGCCGAGUCAGAUUUCCAGCUCCUGGAGGUGGCCCGCCGCCUGGACAUGUACGGGAUCCGGUUACACCCUGCCAAGGACAGGGAAGGCACCAAGAUCAACCUGGCUGUCGCCAACACAGGCAUUCUAGUGUUUCAGGGCUUCACGAAGAUCAACGCUUUUAACUGGGCCAAGGUGCGGAAGCUGAGCUUCAAGCGGAAGCGCUUUCUUAUCAAGCUCAGACCCGACGUGAACAGCUCCUACCAGGACACCUUGGAGUUCCUGAUGGCUGGUCGAGACUUCUGCAAGGCCUUCUGGAAAAUCUGCGUGGAGUAUCACGCCUUCUUCAGGCUUCUGGAAGAACCCAAGCCAAAGCCGAAGCCUGUUCUCUUCAGCCGAGGCUCCUCCUUCCGGUUCAGCGGUCGGACUCAGAAGCAAGUUCUUGACUACGUUAAAGAAGGAGGCCACAAGAAAGUGCAGUUUGAACGAAAACACAGCAAACUCCACUCUGUUAGAAGCUUUGCUGCACAGCCCACAGCCGAGACCUCAGAGGCACCAAAACAGUCUCCACAGAGCACCAGCCUUACGUUUGGAGAAGGUGCCGAGUCUCCCGGUGGCCAGAGCUGCAAGCAAGCAAAGGAAACAAAAGUUUCUGCCUUGGAGUCGGGGUCACAGCAAAGCCCUGCUCUCGCCAAGAACCCCCCAGGGGGCAAAGCUGCAGACGGGACCACCUUGGUGCCGCCCGAGGAAGAGGAAGAGGAGGAGGGUGGCAAGGAUGGCAUCCAGCCAAGCAAACCUCAGCCCCCGCAGCCGAGCACAGGCUCCCUGACUGGUAGCCCUCACCUUUCAGAGCUGUCCAUCACCUCGCAGGGAGGAGCUGCCCCGGCCCACGUGACCCUGUCUCCCAACCUGAGCCCUGACACCAAGCAGGCCUCUCCCCUGAUGAGCCCACUCCUCAACGAGCAAGCGUGCCCCCGAACGGACGACGAGGAAGACGGCCGGCGAAAGAGAUUCCCAGCCGACAAGGCAUACUUCAUUGCUAAGGAGGUCUCCACCACUGAGCGGACAUACCUGAAGGAUCUUGAAGUCAUUGCCUCGUGGUUUCAGAGCACGGUCAGCAAAGAGGACUCCAUGCCCGACGCUUUGAAAAGCCUCAUUUUUCCAAAUUUUGAACCGUUGCACAAGUUUCACACCAAUUUUCUCAAGGAAAUUGAGCAACGCCUGGCCCUGUGGGAAGGCCGCUCAAAUGCCCACGUCAGAGGAGACCACCAAAGAAUCGGGGACGUCAUGCUGAGGAACAUUCAGGGCAUGAAGCACCUGGCGGCUCACCUGUGGAAGCACAGCGAGGCCCUGGAGGCCCUGGAGACAGCCAUUCGGGGCUCGCGGCGGCUGGAGCACUUCUGCCGGGACUUCGAGCUGCAGAAGGUGUGUUACCUGCCUCUCAACAGCUUCCUCCUGCGCCCGCUGCAGCGGCUCAUGCACUACAAGCAGGUCCUGGAGCGGCUCUGCAAGCACCACGCGCCCAGCCACGCCGACUUCAGGGACUGCCGGGCCGCGCUGGCGGAGAUCACGGAGAUGGUGGCGCAGCUCCACGGCACCAUGCUCAAGAUGGAGAACUUCCAGAAGCUACACGAGCUCAAGAAGGACUUGAUUGGCGUCGACAAUCUCGUGGCCCCGGGACGGGAGUUCAUCCGCCUGGGCAGUCUCAGCAAGCUCUCGGGGAAGGGGCUGCAGCAGCGCAUGUUCUUCCUGUUCAACGACGUCCUGCUGUACACCGGCCGGGGGCUGACGGCGUCUAACCAGUUCAAGGUCCACGGCCAGCUACCGCUCCAUGGUAUGACGAUUGAGGAGAGUGAGGAAGAGUGGGGCGUGCCACACUGCCUGACCCUUCGAGGCCAGCGGCAGUCCAUUGUGGUGGCCGCCAGCUCCCACUCAGAAAAGGAGAAGUGGAUGGAGGACAUCCAGAUGGCAAUUGACCUGGCGGAGAAGAGCAACGGGCCCACCCCCGAGCUCCUUGCCAGCAGCCCCCCGGACAGCAAGUUCCCAGACGAAGCCGCAGCAGCCGACCAGGAGUCAGAGGACGACCUGAGCGCCUCCCGGACCUCACUGGAGCGCCAGGCCCCUCACCGCGGCAACACAAUGGUACAUGUGUGCUGGCACCGCAACACCAGCGUCUCCAUGGUGGACUUCAGCAUCGCCGUGGAGAACCAGCUGUCCGGGAACCUGCUGCGGAAGUUCAAGAACAGCAACGGGUGGCAGAGGCUGUGGGUGGUGUUCACCAACUUCUGCCUGUUCUUCUACAAGUCCCACCAGGACAAUCACCCCCUCGCCAGCCUGCCGCUGCUGGGCUACUCACUCACCAUUCCCUCGGAGUCUGAGAACAUUCACAAGGACUACGUGUUCAAGCUGCUCUUCAAGUCCCACGUCUAUUACUUCAGGGCUGAGAGUGAAUACACAUUUGAAAGGUGGAUGGAAGUAAUCCGGAGUGCCACCAGCUCAGCCUCUCGGGCCCACAUUUUGAGUCACAAAGAAUCUCACCUGUACUGAUGCUGGACACUUGGCUGCUCCAGCCAUGGCUGCUCCCUCGGAGGAUGUAACGCAGCCCAUCACACCUGCCCGAACACGGACACCUGCGGAGGGUCCCCCACCUUCCUCCAGGCCUCAUCUCUCCUUGGAGCAGCCUUUCCUCUGCAGGCCUGGGGAGCAGGGGCUCUAGCUCGUGCCAGUACUGAGACAUUGUCAUCAAGAAAGCGUGCCAAAGGACAGUCUGCCCUGCAGGCCCCAGGGCUGGUCCUAUCCUUCACCUGAGGACACAGCCAGCGUGCCUCCUAGGGAGGGGCUGUCCCUUCACCUGCAGACUGCUCUUCAAACGGUUUUUCCAGAGCUCACAACACAUGGCGCCGUCUUAAGCAAAUGAGAUCAUUUUUGGAUUUCAUCUUUUCCUAUCUUUCUACUUUUAUAAUAAUAGGACAUUCAUAGGACUCACUUUCCUCGACUAAUAAGCAGCUUGUGGCACACUCCAGUCCACUCAAAGGGUUUGGCUCCAGCGAGGCCCUGGUUGCCACACUUUCUCGGUGGAAGUUGACCAAAUUGUUGGCGAUUUCUAUUUACGAACUGUAGUGGGGUUUUCUGCUGAGGAGCAGAGGCCCAGCGCAAGGCCUGGUGUCACUGUCCGUGCGUGGUGUGUGCAGUGGGGGCUCGUAGGCCCUGUGUGCUGUCUGUUUCACAAGCAUGAGAAGCCGUCUGUGGUUGACCCGGGGCCAUUUGUGCUGUUACGUCAUGGGUCGUCGCCUGAGCUGGGACAAGCGCUGUGCUGUACGGUAAUGGUACGGAGCUCAGCCUGGGGUUGGACCCAGUUCCCCCAGUGCCACGGUCUGAUGUGAACCUACACACUCUCUAGUUGUAUCUAUCCUGCCCGUCAAGUCCUUCCUUAUACUCACUCCUUCUGGGCACGGGGUACACAGGAUGGCUGCCCACAUCCUGGACAAGCUCCUCUGGAGACCUGGCUCCCAAACACUGGCUGAGCCUCCAGGGGAACAGGUUUGCUUGUUCUCCAGGUCUGGGUGGCUGCCAUUCCCUUCGCGCACAGCCCUCUCAGUGCCCUACACUGCAGUGAAGGACAUUCACCUGAGGCAGGCCUGCCAAUGCUGAGGGGCUGGUGUCCAACUCACAGAUGAAUGAGGAGGAGAUGUGUUAACCUUUGCCUUACAAUGUACCGGAUGGUUCUAAGCACUAACAAAAGGGAAUAAAAAUACCUCACGCCACAAUCCAGCACACGGAAGUCUGAAGGCAAAAACCA